CAGCAAUUAGGAAAAGAUCAUAAUUAUUUUUUUAAGUUUCGCCAAUAAGUAAUGUGAUAUCAACAUGUGAUUUCCAUAUAAACAAGAUCAACCUGGAACCAUGAUAAGUGAGAUAUCUUGGAGGGUCACAAAGAAGAUGAGAGCAUGCACUUGCUGGAUUUUUUGAUUGCUGUACUACAGAAGACUUCCAACGAAGAUGGACACAGAUGGUGAAGAUGACAACGAGGCUGUCUUCGAUUUCGAAGAACAAUAUGAUCACGAAGUAGCUGGAUUCUACUAUAGUGACCAUGACCAUAAAGCUGAUACUCCAUUCAUCACAGACUUUGAUCUAGAACCACCUUUAAGCCCAAGAUCAUUAAGUGGAGAUGAGGGUGUAUUGGGCAGGGUUGCCACAUCUCCUCAGUGUCGUAUAAAACAGGCACGGGAGCAAUUUUUCUGCAGUUCUAAAGUUGAACUAAAACAUAGUUUUUCAUAUCAUGGUGGUGCUCUCACAGAAUACAGUGAUGAAAACACUGAACAGUUACAAAACAAAAGUGUGGCAAUCAUGGAAAUAUAUGAAGAAAUGGAACAGAUAAACAAACAGAAAAUACAGAGACAGAUGUCUUUUAAGACCCCCAGGACACCAAGGACUCCCAUAUCUCCAGGUCCCCCAAGUGCAACAGCUAGUCCAAAAAUGCGUAUGGGUCUUGAACAUUUGGAUAACCUUGCCAGUCUAAUGGAAGAAUUGUCUCGAUUAAAAAAUGAAAAUGCCAAACUUCAACAGAAAUGUUCAUACCUAGAAGAUACCAGAGAUCUUCUAAAAGCUAAAAAUGAGAUUUUGUACAGACAAAAAGGAUCAAGUAAUAUAAUGACAAGGGCCUCAACUAUUGGGAAGUUUAUGAAAACUCAGUUUGACAGUGCUAUGUAUACAAGUUCACCUAAAGAUGUUGUUUUCAAUGAAUCUGCUGAUAAGAUGUAUGAAGUUGAAUGCUUUAAUGAAUCUGAACCACAAGGUCACCACAAACGUACUCAAUCUCUCGGCUCAUAUGAUCCUGAUCUUGAUCUACAAGAUUCUGUGAAGCCAAGAACCCCAAUAACUCCUGAAAAAGAGAAAAACAAACCUUUAGAAUACUCAAAAUCUAUGAAACAUCGAUCGAACAAGGGCUCCAUAGUUCAGAAAUCAUGGAAAAGUAUUAAAAGUGUGUUCACUAACAAGCCAGAGGCAGAUGAUUAUGAGGAUUAUGUCUCAACAGAUCAUUUUGAUCAGAGAAUCAUACACAAUCCACCAACUAUUGAACUAUCUGAAGUGAAAUCAGUUGACAGUGGAGUUGAGUCAGCUGGCAUGAGAAAAUCUGCUAGCUCAGCUUUAACAACUCCAAGUACUAGCUUAGCUGAUUCAGGCUCCCCUAGCCCUAGAAGUGAGCCUGUCUCAAUCCCUGCUAGUAAGGAUGAAGAUCUCUAUGACGGUGUCUGGAUGGGACCCCCAGGAUGGGAUGCAAGAAGAGGGAGUCUGGAGUCGAACUCAUCAGAUGCUUCAGACAGUUCUUCAUCUAUUGAAAUACAGCGAGUCUUCCUAAAGCAGAAUCGUAAAUCCUUAACAGGCCAUGAGAUUCAACGAUCUGAUAGUGAUUCUAAAAUUAAACCACAAGUGCUAAAACGAAGAAGAUCUAGUCCUGUACUAUUAGAUGCAACAGCUGAUGACCUUGAGGAAAUGGACACAGAAUUGGGCUCACCAAUUCUUGUACGGUCAAAUAGUCAGAAAAACCUUAGUACAACAGGUAGCCCACCAUAUGAUGGUCCAAGAAUGCAUCGCAGUCAUACGCAUAGAGGUCAUCGCAGUGCCUGGGGUCGUGUCAAGGAUAUCAUUCACAAUAGACGUGAUUCUAUCAAAAAGCGUGGCGGCCAAUCAGGUCGUUUACAAAAAUCAGAUUCAGAGCGUAGUAGUGCUGAUGUGUCUGAAUUUGAUAUUGAUGACUUUUUGGCACAUAUAGAUCAGGAGUAUGACUCUUCCCAGGGGCCCCAGCUUCCACAGCAGUCCCCUCCAAUCCAGGAUUCCCCCAUGCCUGAAAACCUCCCAGGAUCCCCACCAAAAUCUGACUUACUCAUUCCAGAAAGGAAUGUCUCAGAGUCUAGAGCAAAGUCAAAAAGUCCAGAGAAUAGUAUGUCAGGUCCUUCCCCAAAUGUGAAGAAGCGAAGACCACUAGCAAAACAGCACACGUCCACAGUGUUGGAAUAUGGGGGCCAUGAUAUGCAGGAGCUAAUGACGACCACAAAGCCAAGCCAAGGAAAGUCAGUGAACAUAGAGGCCCUAAUGGAUUCCAUCAAUCCAGAGUUUAACAAGAAGAUGAAAGAAUGGGAGGAUUUAAAGAAUAAACGUAUGAGCAUCUCAGCUGGUGCAUCAACAAUUCAUAGACCUCGAGCCACAGUUGAUGAUUGCGACAUGAACAGAUUAUCCAGGGACCCCAAGGCGCCACCCAUCAACUUCAAGGAGAUACAGAAAAGUCUAACAGAUAGCUUUAAUAGGAAGCUUCAAGACUGGGAAAAGAAAAAGUAUCGUAAAAGUCGUGAUUGUAGCCCAGGGGCCAUGCCUGUAGUUGCAGAAACAAAAUCUCCAGAACGAAGGGGAAGGAAAACUAAACGCUAUGAAAGUAAAAGUGCAAAAGCAAAAGAACGUGAGAGAGCAAAAUCAAAGGAAAAGUCUAGGGAGGAUAAAGAAAGAGAAAAGGAAAUUAAAAGACUUGAAAAGCAACAACAAAAAGAAUUAGAAAAGUUAGAACGACAACAGCAGAAGAUCGAAAAAGAGCGAAAGAGACUUGAAAAAUUAAAAGCUCUUGAGAAUGAACUCGCUGCUGAAGAACUUCAAGAAGAAGGAACAGUAAGGACAUCUAUUGGUAACCUUCCUAUUGAUGGACUCUCAGAAGAAUUUGCCAAAAAACUUCAAGAAUGGGAAGAGAUGCAAAAGAAGAAAGGGAUUUUAAUUGAUGAAAAACCAACAGGAGAGGACCCAAGUACCACAAGAUCUGGUUCACUAAAAGAAGGGACUCACUCAGAGCAUAAAUCAGUGAAACACAGGGCCUACUCCUCAGAUAGUUUGGUUAAUCUAGCCAGGGAGGGAUCCAUAGACAUACAGCUUGAAGACCUCAUAGCAGACAUAAAACCUCAGCCUGACCCAAAUGAAAAAGAGGCUUCUAAACAUACAAUUGAAAAUGAACUGGUUAAUCCUGAUGAGACUGACGCAAGGACAAUUAUGGAACAACCAAUAACUCUUAUUACAACAAGUGACUUAAACAAUGCUUUAAAUGCAAUAACAGAGCCUGUCAAUAAUAAAGAUACCUCUAAAAGUGCAAUAUCAGAAACUCCCUCUAGUCCAACACUUGAUAUACAACCUGAUAAAAAUGUUGAAACUAUAAAUGGAUGUUCACAAUCUUGGGCCAGCACUAGUGAAAUAAUUGAUAUCCCCUCAGGUCAACAGAAUGACUCAUCCUCUCGUACAGUGAUUGACUCCAUUGGGUUAUCUGGAACAUCCAGUGACUCUAAAGUGACCUCAACAUCUCCUGUUGUCCAAGAUGAGGCCUGCAAUACUGAAGACAACCUGGUUCAAAGCCAUGAGGCCAUUGUCACUUUGAAGGGUGUUAACAGAAGACUUACCGAGGAGAUAGAGGAGAAGGAGAGGUAUGAGAACAAUCUGAGAGAUGAAAUCAAAAGGAUUAAGGAAUCAAUAGAUAAUCUCAACCAACAGCACAACAAGGAAAUAGAGAGUUAUAAGAAAGAACUAUGGGCCAGUAGUAAGAUAGGAACAGCUGAAUUGAACAAAAAGGAAGUCCAGUCAGCCAUUGCUGAACUGAGGGAGAAACUUGCAGACAUUGAAAGACAGCAGAUGAGUCAAACUGACAUUAAGGAGUCUCCUAAUCAGAGAGAGGAUUCAGAGAUAGUAGAAAGAUUGAAACAGGAAAUACAAGAACUCCGACACCAGUUACAUGUAGAGGCAAACAAGAAUUCUACAAAAGAAGAUGGGGAAAAGGAAAAGGAUGAUUUUCCUUUCAACAAAGAAGAUUUCGAAAAACUUUAUGAAGUUGCUGUCAAUCUGCAGAAACAGUUGAGUGACUUAAGCCAAGGUGUAACUGAACGGAACAAGGUGAUACUGAACAUGAGAAAACAUCUACUCAUACAAGAAGUCACAAACAUGUUACUACAGACUGACAAUAAACGCAAAGAUAUUGAACUGACAGUUGCCAAAGAGGCCCGGAAGAUUGGGCUGGUAAAGAGAUGGAAGACAUUUGGGGGAGCAGACUAUUUCCUCAGAGCUGGGUUUCUAUCAUCUAUGGGUGUCCGUUCAGACCUGAAGACAAAAAGAACUGCUGAAGUAGAAUUUCAACAUGGAAAUAAGAUAGACACAAGCACAUAUAACACAUCUUGGCUGGACCAUCUCAAAGCAGUAGUUAGAGAAGCAAGAAUAAAGCAACUUCAAACUCCUUUACCAGAGAUUCACAAAUUUAGGGAUGCCAGUAGUAAAGCCCACCAGUGCGAUAUAGUUGAAUCAAUCCGCCUUGAGGAUCGUGCCACAUCCGAGCCUCCAACACCUAAAAAACUAAAACUUGAUGCUUUGAAUGAUGCACAAGACUCCUGCCCACUGAAUGAGUCAGAGACUCAGACAUCUAUGUCGAAUUUGUUAGAAUUUGCUGAGAAUAUUCGGAAGAAUAAAGAAGAUUUAGCAUCAAUUGGUGUUCAGACCUCACAGGAGUUGAGUAUUAAUGUUCACAAGACAAUUGAAAUCCCAGGCAUCAGUGGUAUUAAGUCACCAAAUUUGGAUGAUAAGGAGGCGAGGCGUGAAUUUUUACGACAACGACGGGAAUUAAGACGAUUGAGAAAAAACUCAGACAAAGAAACUGAUGGUAAUAGUGAAAAGGUAACCACAGAAGGAAAUGAUAGUAAAGAGUACAUCACAACUGAUACUAAAAAUAAAGAAAAACCUAGAGUUCUACCACUUUCAACUCCUAACAACUCUGGGCUUGGGUUGCCUUCAAGGGUGUCUAGAUCUCCCCCUCCAAGGAAACCUUCUAAUGAAACCAGUCAGCCACAUAGUUUAGGCAGGCAAGAUUCAUUUGGAUCUGAUAAGAGCACACCAACAAAUGACACCAAAGUAACAUUCACAUUCACUGUCAGCCCAGAACCAAGUCCUGAGCCACUUGAUAAAGGGAAAUCGGGAAACAUUGAAGAAAUUGAGUUCCGAGUAUCCUUACCCAGUCAGUCAUCUCCAAAACCUGUACCAUCCCCUAUAGAGAGCCCUAUUGGCAAUAAGCCUAUAUUAGGACUACGGGCUCUAGAAGAGUAUCACAAAUCAGCAGAGGCUAGAGCAGCUUUUAGGGAUUCAGACAAAUCUAGCUCUAUAUCAUCAAGUUGUGAGUCAAUACCCAUCAAAACACCCCCCAGUAAAAGGAAAGUCUCAGUUGAUGAUGCAUGUGUUAUAAAACAAGCACCCCAUAGCCCACUCAUCAGAUCUAAAAAUCCCCGUAAGUUGAAGAAUGAAAGUCAUAACAUCCACUCUGAUACUACAGUGGACAUGCGAACAUGGCAUGCUACCCCUCCUAAAAGACAUUUCCGCCACCGGAUAGUCUCAUCUGAAGAUAAAGCUCCAGUUCAAGAACCUGAUAUUCAAGCAGUAAAUACCAAAUCAGAACUUAUGUCAGUGUUUGAGAAAAGAUCUCGAGUAAUGCCUGAUAAGCGCUCUGUGUCACCUGUCUCCAGACUAAGGCAGAAUAGUCAGCCCCCAAUUAACUCUCAUAGCAAAAGUCGGUGGGAUCAUGAUGAACCAGCAAAAAAAGUUUCAGAAGUUGUCUCAACAUUUGAACAUCAAACUGAUUCAGAACUGAUUGUGAAACCAAAUACACAUUUGAGAUUAUGUAAAGUGCCAAGUCCUAAGCCACAAGUGUCACCAUCACCUGUGUGGAAGCUUAAAACUGCAAAAGAACUUAUACAAGAAAGUGCAAGAAAGAAAAGUGUGUACUCAAUGUCUGAACAUGAUAAUGAAGGAGUGAUUGGACACCGAAAACUUAUGGCUUCUACUUCUCAUGAGAGUAAAGUGAAUAAAGUUGUCAGACAGUUUUCCAGAGACAGUAGCACUCCAGAGUCAUCAAUCACAUCUCCCUCAAAAGACAGAAGUAUAUCAAGGGACACCAGUCGUUCCCUUUCAAGGGAGCGCAGCAUAAGUGGGUCACCCAAAGUGCAGAAUGUCAUCAGACGUUUGUCUCAAACACGAGAAUCUGAACAUCAGGUUACCAAACCUCAACUGAAAGAUCUUCCUAAUGAUGGUCAAGUGAAAAAAUUAAAAGAUACAUACAGUAAGACUGAUUCUGAAACAUCAGAUAAAAUGGAGAAAAAGGAUUCUCCAAAGAGUGUUCCAACGAGAAGGAAAUCCAUUGAAAUGCCCAAAGAUGGGACAGUGUCAAAAACAAAAGGAUUGUUUCAGGUGAAAACCAAAUCAGAUUCAAAUAAAUCAAACUCACAGUCUUCAUCAAGAAGUUCAUCAAGAUCAUCAUUAGUUGUAACAAAUCCUAAAUUAGACUCUACUAACCCUGUUAUAAAUGAGAAUAUUGUCUCAACAUUGAGCAUAAACAUUUCUCCCAAACCUAAAAGUGAAGAUACUAGCAGCGAACAUUCCAUGCAGCCAACUGACUCCAGUGCUCCAUCAACUCCUGUGACUUCAAAACUAAGUACGCCAAAAAGUAAGAGAAUAUUUCAGUUCUCACCAAAAUUGAGAUUCAAGUUACGGCGUGGUCAACGGCCAAGAAGCACCCCUGAUGCUUUACCUGGAUCAGGAGCCAUUGCUACUCUUUGCCAGCAGACUAUCACUCUAAGUAGUCCUGUUCCUCAGCAGGACCCUGUAGGUAGGACUCAGUCAUCUCCUGCAACUCUCCCAGAUACAUCUGAGGCUACAAAAUCACAGACUUUACCAAGAUCUGUAAAACCCAUUGAUGCAGAGACACCUCCUAAUGAUUCAACAUCGUUAACCACUGACAGUAUAGAUGGAGCUAGUGGUGGGAGUGAUCCACCUGAGAGACGGAGACGGAAGUUCAUUGACUCAACCUGGCUGCAGAAACCUAAACGAUUUUUUCGCAUUACAAAGUGCUGAAUUAGAAAUCAGACCAUGUAAAUUGUUAUAUACAAAGUUCUUCAUCAAAGUAUGUUGCAAGAACGAUCGACUAGAUUACCCCUGGAUUCACCAAACUCAUCCUAUCAGAGUUGCAGAUCUCACUCUAGAAGGAUGGUUCUGCUGUGCCUCUGUCGGAUGGCUAACAGUGAAAAUGAUCAGUUGUAGUCAAGAGGAUUGGUGAACUAGACAAGAUAACUUCUAGUAGUGAAUCUAUUUGUGAUUUAAUCGUAGAUGGAUGUGUAUAUUUCAGGCCCAAUUAAUAGCACAUAUUACUAACUGAUGCCAUGACAAUUUGUGAUGUCCAUAAUAGAUAUUUAGUUAAUGGUAUGAAAUACCAGCUAUAUGAUUGAUUCUAAUAAUAGUCACUGAGCUGAUUUCUCUAAGAGCUAUAGAUCAGGAGAUGGUUGUCUUGGUAUCUGCCACAAAAACUAGUUACUGUGAGGACCAUCUUUUGACAUUUUCCAAUUUCUGUACUCACUUUUUUAAUCAUUCAAUAAAUUUUUUUAUCAAAGUCUAUUGAUAUCAUACAUGAAAUGCAGUGAAGUGAUAAAAAGUUAUAUAUAUAUAUAAAUUUUCUUUAAAGGCAACCCUGUGUAACCCAAUAUUAGAGGCAAAGGGCAGUACUUCAAAUGGUAUAUUCAUUUUUUGUGGCAGAACACCAGACAACACUUACUUUUUUGAGCAGCUCCUGGACUAUAAUAGCAUAUGUACUGUACAUAUACAUAUGGUCUUAUUAUUGCUUAAUUAGGACUUUUUGUACAGUGCUUUCCUUAAAAUGUGGUACAUAAUUCUUUUUACAAUGUUUAACAUGACUUAUAUGAUGCUGGUACCAUAAUAUGCAUAUUUUGCAGAGGCACAUUAAACUGUAAACUACGGCAGAAGCAUUUUUGUGCUACUCCAUAACCCAUGACUUGUGUUAAUGUGCAUUCAUUUUGUAUGUGGUGCUACCUGUGCAUAUUUUAUGACUUGCGGAAUAUGCAGAUUGUUCACAGAGUAACUGAUUGAAUGUGUAUGACAUAUCAGUUAAAUGAUUAUUAUUGCUGCAUUUGUCAAUAUUCAGCUGCAGUUUGUAGAACUGUAUGAUAUACAUGUAAAGGCAGUCAUUGUCACUGUAUUAACUGUGUAUUUUAAGAU
Molecule: messenger RNA, 8263 nt
Organism: Owenia fusiformis
Lineage: Eukaryota; Metazoa; Annelida; Polychaeta; Sabellida; Oweniidae
Source: the annotation of a GenBank genome assembly